Molecule: messenger RNA, 1791 nt
Organism: Aspergillus homomorphus CBS 101889
Lineage: Eukaryota; Fungi; Ascomycota; Eurotiomycetes; Eurotiales; Aspergillaceae
Exons: 4
Coding region: 55-1791 (578 amino acids)
Source: RefSeq, a predicted model, not a curated record
CAUCACUUAAUAUCCCCCAAAAGAAGUAGGAAAACUAGACUACUACAACCAAACAUGGGCCGUUCAGACCAAGGAGGUCCCAUCGGGGCCAUCAUCCAUGGAGUCACCUCAGGUAUCGGUUUCGCUACCGAAGUCCACAGUUACAAGAAAACCAAGAAAGCUGCUCGGAGGGAGCGCGAGCAGCAGCAGCAGCAGCAGCAGCAGCAAGAAGAACAAUCAGAGCAAGAAUCAUCGCAUUCUCCCUCCCAAUUCCCCCCUCCCUACUCAGUCACCCCGCCCGGUGACCAGAACAAAACCCCAGACGAGACGACAAGAACACUCUCACUAAGCCAGUCCACCCCUCCAGCAACCGACAUCGAGCGAACCUGGCACCUCGACGAAGCCCAAGAGCUCAUCGCCGAAGAAACCGCACAGCCCCGCACGAGCAAGCAAGGAACCGCCAACCCGGACAAAGUCAUCGCCGCCUUCCUCCAACGCCGACUCCCUCCCCCAGAUGGCGCUAUGCACCUCUCACCAGUCAGUAAACUCACCUACCCAGUGGCGAUCCCCCAGCGCCGCCCCAAGGACAAAAAGCGCGGCUUCAUCCGCGCCUACGCGCCCGACCUGCAAGCCGUCGGCAUCGACCAAGACACCUGGCUGGACAUGAUCGAGACGCUCAACGAAGCCAGUCUCGCCAACCCUUGGAUCAAUGCGAUCAAUCUUGCCUCGAUAGCCGCUGCUCCGCUGCCGUUCGCUAUAUCCACCGCCAUCUCGAUGGCGAUCAUGGUGGCGACGGAUGUUGCAAUCGAAGCGCAGAGCCGGUAUCGCCAAAACAAAGCCCUAGACAGAUUGAACCAGGAAUUCUUCCAGCCCCGCGGCCUCUACUGCCUCGUCAUGACCUGGGAUGCCACCGCCGCGGACGACGCCCGCAUCAACAUGAACAUCAACACGACCGUCCAGAACACAAUGGAUAGCCAGGGUCGCAUGUCGCAUAAGUUCCAAUCGUCGAAUGGCGUCACGAACGGGAUGGAGUCGAUGCAGACGGCCGAGCUGGUCUUCCCCGGACUGGACUUCCUCGCGACGGCGACUCAAGAUGAGCAGGCGGGGUUCAAGAAGAAAUUGGCGCGGGGCAAGAUGUUUGUGGAUGAUUAUCUGGAUCGCAAGGCGCAGGCGAAAUUCCUCGCCGAGAACCCGGAUAGCUAUCUCACCCAAGCUGGUAAGCCGAAAUUCGCGUCCAAGUAUGCCGAUCCCACGCAUCCGAUGCAUAGUGGGCUGUCGGGGGGUAUGCGGGGAGCACACCGACAACAGGGUCGGGGCUUGGGCUCGAGGGGGGACCUAAUCGGCCGGAGGAUAGAGGGGAGACGAGGUGGUGGCGGUGGUCUUCUCGGCCUGGUCAAUAUGGCUGCGCAGGCCGUGGCGGACCGUGGCAGCAACAAUAACAGCAACAGCAACAACCACUCCAACCCCCCAGCCCCAUAUGGCAGCUCUAACCCGCCCGCGCCGUACGGUGGAUGUGAUUCCGCCCAGCAUAACACCGACGGUGAGUCUAGACCCCCGGUCGCAUACGGUGGAUCCAACUCUAGUUAUUAUGAUAACUAUUACAACGAAUAUCCGGAACAACAGCAGCAGCAGCAGCAAUAUCGUCGCACACGUGCAGGCCGCGGUGGCGGGCGGGGUCUCAAUCUCAAGAAUCUGGUCAGUUCGAAAGUCCUCUAUCUGAUGGUCGUCAACAUGCCGACGGAGGAGGAAAUGGCUCAAGCCCGGAACUUGACUGCUGGAUGGAAUGUCCAGAGGCAGCAGGAGCACUUUUAA